This is a messenger RNA of Daphnia carinata, 2851 nucleotides long. Its product is annotated as putative ankyrin repeat protein RF_0381. The transcript is spliced from 2 exons. Lineage: Eukaryota; Metazoa; Arthropoda; Branchiopoda; Diplostraca; Daphniidae. The record is from RefSeq and is a predicted model, not a curated record. Gene Ontology annotation, molecular function: protein binding. The coding region runs from base 44 to 2623 and encodes 859 amino acids.
CAUCUCUAUACUUAACCUCUACGAGGAUGGCCUAUUUAAAAAAAUGUUGGAAGACAAUCCUAUUUACAGGUUAACAUCGACUGAAGUAGUCCACCAACUAAAAUUUAUCGAACAGAAGCUUACGGAAAAAGAGGAAGAAUUGCGCCAACUAUGUUCUAGGGACUGUCAACUCGACCUAACUGGAGAAAUCAAAGCCUUAAUAGACUUUCGAAUCAACGUGAACGCAAAAGACGAACGUGAACGCAAUGCGCUUCAUCUUUUGUGUGAAAAUAAUUCAAGCGCAAAUUUAACAAACGCAAUUGAAAUCUUGAUCCAAUCCGGAAUCGAUGUGAACGCAAAGGACAACGAUGGAUUGAGUGCGCUCCAUGUUUUGUGUCGAUACAAUUCAAGCGCAAAUUUAGCUGACGCAAUUAGAAUUUUGAUCCAAUCCGGAAUCGAUGUGAACGCAAAGAGAAAGGAUGGAUGGAGUGCGCUACAUCUUCUGUGUGAAAACAAUUCAAGCGCAAAUUUAAUCAACGGAAUUGGAAUCUUGAUCCAAUCCGGAAUCGAUGUGAACGCAAAGGACAACGAUGGAUGGAAUGCGCUCUAUGUUUUGUGUAAAAACAAUUCAAGCACAAAUUUAACUGUCGCCAUUAGAAUUUUGAUCCAAUCUGGAAUCGACGUGGACGCAAAAAGCAAUGAUGGAUGGAGCGCGCUCCAUGUUUUGUGUGAAAAAAAUUCUAGCACAAAUGUAACCAACGCAAUUGGAAUAUUGAUCCAUUCCGGAAUCGACGUGAACGCAAAAAGCAAGGAUGGAUCGAGUGCGCUGCAUCUUCUGUGUGAAAACAAUUCAAUCGCAAAUUUAAGUGACGCAAUUGGAAUUUUGAUCAAAUCCGGAAUCGAUGUGAAUGCAAAGAAAAAGUAUAGAUGGAAUGCGCUCCAUGUUUUGUGUCGAUACAAUUCAUUCGCAAAUUUAACUGACGCAAUUAGAAUCUUGAUCCAAUCCAGAAUCGAUGUGAACGCAACGAAGAACAAUAGUGAGAAUGCGCUCCAUGUUUUGUGUCGAUACAAUUCAAGCGCAAAUUUAACUGACGCAAUUAGAAUCUUGAUCCAAUCUGGAAUCGAUGUGAACGCAAAGGAAAAGUAUAGAUGGAAUGCGCUCCAUGUUUUGUGUCGAUACAAUUCAAGCGCAAAUUUAACUGACGCAUUUAGUAUCUUGAUCCAAUCCGGAAUCGAUGUGAACGCAAAGAGCUACUAUGAAGAGAAUGUGCUCCAUGUUUUGUGCCAAAACGAUUCAAGCACAAAUUUAACUGACGCAAUUAGAAUCUUGAUCGAAUCUGGAAUCGAUGUGAACGCAAAGGACAAAGAUGGAAGGAAUGCGCUCCAUUUUUUGUGUCAAAAAAAUUUAAGCGCAAAUUUAACUGACGUAAUUAGAAUCUUGAUCGAAUCUGGAAUCGAUGUGAACGCAAAGGACAAAGAUGGAAGGAAUGCGCUCCAUUUUUUGUGUCAAAAAAAUUUAAGCGCAAAUUUAACUGACGUAAUUAGAAUCUUGAUCGAAUCUGGAAUCGAUGUGAACGCAAAGGACAAAGAUGGAAGGAAUGCGCUCCAUUUUUUGUGUCAAAAAAAUUUAAGCGCAAAUUUAACUGACGCAAUUAGAAUCUUGAUCGAAUCUGGAAUCGAUGUGAACGCAAAGGACAAAGAUGGAAGGAAUGCGCUCCAUUUUUUGUGUCAAAAAAAUUCAAGCGCAAAUUUAACUGACGCAAUUAGAAUCUUGACCCAAUCCGGAAUCGAUGUGAACGCAAAGAGCAAGUAUGGAGAGAAUGCGCUCCAUGCUUUGUGUCAAAAAAAUUCAAUCGCAAAUUUAACUGACGCAAUUAGAAUCUUGACCCAAUCCGGAAUCGAUGUGAACGCAAAGAGCAAGUAUGGAGAGAAUGCGCUCCAUGCUUUGUGUCAAAAAAAUUCAAUCGCAAAUUUAACUGACGCAAUUAGAAUCUUGACCCAAUCCGGAAUCGAUGUGAACGCAAAGGACGGAUAUGGGAGGAAUGCGCUCUGUAUUUUGUGUGCAAGCAAUUCAAGCGCAAAUUUAACUGGCGCAAUUGGAAUCUUGCUCCAAUCCGGAAUCGAUGUGAACGCAAAGAGCAAGUAUGGAGAGAAUGCGCUCCAUGUUUUGUGUCAAAAAAAUUCAAGCGCAAAUUUAACUGACGCAAUUCAACUCUUGAUCCAAUCCGGAAUCGAUGUGAACGCAACGAAGAACAAUAGUAAGAAUGCGCUCCAUCUUCUGUGUGGAUACAAUUCAAGCAAACAUUUAACUGACGCAAUUCAAAUGUUGAUCCAAUCCGGAAUCGAUGUGAACGCAAAGGACGGAGAUGGAUGGAAUGCGCUCCAUUUUUUGUGUAAAGACAAUCCAAGCGAAAAUUUAACCAACGCAAUUGAAAUCUUGAUUAAAUCCGGAAUCGACGUGAACGCACAGGGCAUGGACGGAAAGACUGUGCUUGAAGAUUUGUUGCGGCAUACUUUUAGAAUAGCAUCUACGACACGCUUACGCGCAAUUAAAAUCCUAGAGGAUGCAACUGGCAAACCUACUAAACGGAAAAAUGAAUCACCACCUUCUCAGGGAAAGAGAAUGAAAGGAGUGGAAAACUAAUUCUAAAGUCUUUUCGAAUAAAGCAUAUAAUCGAGACACUUCUUGUUGCCGUUUGAAUUGGUUAUUUAAUCGUUGGAACAGAAUUUGGCGACUUCUUUUUGCCAUCUGUUUUAUACAAUUGGUAUCCCUUAAUGUUUUCGUUACCUGUAAACUCUGUGUUAAAUUUACCCUUGUUGGCUAUAUCAAAUAUUUGUUGAAUGGCAUCUUUUGCAAUUACAUUUCCCGGGA